AUGGGAAAGAGAAAGAGUUCAGGGGGCUGGAAAGCAGAGCACAAAGUGACACGAGACACAGAUUGGUGGAUAUCGGUGGAUGUGGGAGUAAAGGUCUCUCAGUCUCAGACUGUGGAGGCUCAGCCUGGUGAAGAAGUCACACUGCGGUGCAACAACACCCACAACAAUGGUGCGGUGAUAUUCUGGUUCAGACUGGACAACAGAACCGAGGUCAGCUGUGUCUCUGUCAUGAUCCACUCCAAUGAAGCUAAAUACUGCGAAGGAUUUCAAAAUGGGAAAUUUGAAAUGAGAAGCAGCAACAACAUUGUCUCUCUCAAAAUCGGUUAUGUGGUCAAAUCUGAUGCUGGACUGUAUUUCUGUGGAUUUUACACUGAUGGAAUUCCAACUUUCAGUGUCAUACGUUUAAAUGUCAAAGGCAGCAAUGAGCCACAUGAUGACGAGGACAGCAAAGGAGAGUCUGACAGAAUAGCAAAGCUGACGAGUGUGACCCUGGGUGCUCUGACUGUUGUCCUUCUGCUGGUCAUCAUCGGUCUGGUCGUUAAAAACAGGAAAAUUCCAAAUCUGCUCUACGAUCAGCUGAGGGAUGCAGCCCUGGGUUUUCACCCAACACCAGUAAGAAGCAGGAGGCCUGCAUCAGAGAGAGAAGUGGAAACUCAUGUCAUUUAUACUGCCAGCAGACAGACUCAGAGGGGUUCAGAGUUCAACUGAUGCUUUUAUCAUGUUAAAUCUGUUAUCUGCUGUUGUGUUCUCUGACUAAAUAACAGACUCGUCCAAGCGCUUUCGCUAUCAUGUCGUCCUGGUUUUGUCUGAGCUUGUGACUGUCCAGAUUGAACAGUGAUAGAUGGAGGUCUAUAGCAACAGAGGAGUGAGUGAGGUUCACCUCACUUGUUUGACAGGAAGACGCAGGGCAGUGUGGUCUGAGCACAACUGAGCAGAAAACCAUAAGGUCUGUUAGA
Molecule: messenger RNA, 956 nt
Organism: Acanthopagrus latus (yellowfin seabream)
Lineage: Eukaryota; Metazoa; Chordata; Actinopteri; Spariformes; Sparidae
Exons: 5
Coding region: 1-708 (235 amino acids)
Biological process (GO): response to bacterium
Source: RefSeq, a predicted model, not a curated record